Elgaria multicarinata webbii is the source of this 960-nucleotide messenger RNA. RefSeq names its product mitochondrial ribosomal protein S18A (gene MRPS18A). The coding region runs from base 33 to 608 and encodes 191 amino acids. Lineage: Eukaryota; Metazoa; Chordata; Lepidosauria; Squamata; Anguidae. Gene Ontology annotation, biological process: mitochondrial translation. Gene Ontology annotation, molecular function: structural constituent of ribosome; small ribosomal subunit rRNA binding. Gene Ontology annotation, cellular component: ribosome; mitochondrial small ribosomal subunit. The record is from RefSeq and is a predicted model, not a curated record. The transcript has 6 exons.
CCUGGAAGCGGAAGCCUCUGAGGAGUGCCAAGAUGGCGGCUUCCAUGGCGCUGUUCUCUGGAUGGAGGCAGCUCGUGUCUGGCUUUUUGUGGGGCGGCUGGGCUCGGAUUCCGUCCCGCGGACUCCGUCAGGUUGUAGAAAUUACUGAAGGGAACACCACUGUUAUUGAAGGCAAAAUUACAGAAGAUGAGGAAGCCCCAACCCCUCCAAAUCCUUCUGGCCAGUGUCCUAUCUGUCGCUGGAACCUGAAACACAAGUAUCAUUAUGAGGAUGUCUUACUGCUAAGUCAAUUCAUACGCAGUGAUGGAGGGAUGCUACCUCAGAAGACCACAGGCCUUUGUAGGGAAGAGCACAAGAAGAUUGCAAUAUGUGUGCAAAUGGCUCAUCGAGCAGGUUUGCUGCCAAAUCAUAGGCGUAAAUUUCCUGAAGGUUUUGUCCCAAAAAACAAGCCGAAACUCAACAGGUACCUUACCCGGUAUUCUGUCAGAUCUAUGAAACCCAUCUAUAACAAGGGACGAAAGUGGUGCAAGGUUCCCAUGCCUGUAUCGCACCCCAUUCUCAGAGAUAAUAUCAACUAUGGAUCAAAGCCUCCUCGUUUUAACCACUGACGUAGCUUAUGUUGACAGUAGAUUGCAACUGUUUGGACCGUCUUGCUCUGCCUCAGAAUUUGACCAUUAAAAGCGUUUUGAUGUGAUGUACAAUCUGGAAGAAGCCAAUGAAGUUUUGUUUUUUUGCUGGAAGCAUACAGGAACGAGGGAAGAAAAAGCUUAAUGGUUAAGAAGUAGAUUGUUAUUUAACUGGAAGAAACACUGGCGGCUCUUACUUGGGGAUAACAAAACUAUUUAAAUCCCAAUUAAAAUCUUGAGAUGAAUGCAAUGGUUGCAUCAUGUUUCAGUUCUUUUGAUAGCCUGUACCCUUUGCACCCUAACAAUGUUAAUAAAAUGAAGAAAUAAUAUUUAA